AUGAAGCUCGUCAUAUCUGGAGCGACAGGAUUCGUCGCCACGGAGCUGAUCCGCCAAAGCCUGAGCAACUCCAGCAUAACUUCGGUGGUGGCCUUGGCCCGUCGACCUAUCACGGUGCCCGACAACCUUGGCCCUGAGGCAGACACGUCCAAGUUGAAGACUGUGGUCCUCGAGGACUUUUCAAAGUAUCCGGACGAUGUGAGGAAGCAAUUGGAGAAUGCGGAUGCUUGUAUUUGGACCCUCGCAAUCACUCCCAGCAAGUCCAAAAGCAUGCAGUGGGACGAAGUAUACCGAGUUUGCCACGAAUACACCAUGGCCGGACUCAAAACGACGUUCGAGUCGUCCCGAGUUGCGAGCAAAUCGACCCCGUUCCGUUUCCUGUACAUGAGCGGCAUUGCCGCUGAACGAGACCAGACCAAAACCCCGCGGUUCAUGCCCAAAUACUCCUUGAUGCGGGGCGAGACUGAGAACCAAGUUCUGGCCUUCGUAUCCUCGCAUCCCGGCAAGAUCGAGGCUACCGUCGCGAAACCGGGACUGAUCACGCAGCCGGGGAGUAUAUAUCACUGGCUGCGCUCCACUUUGCUCUGGUUUGUAAUUUCUCUGCCCAGCAUAAGUGUCGUGGAAAUUGCAGCUGCUAUGUUGGAUCAAGUGGUGAAUGGGUUUGAGAAGGAUCCUUUGAUGAACGAGGACUUGGUCAGAAUUGGACAACGCGUGCUGCACGAGAGUAGCUGA
Messenger RNA from Fonsecaea nubica, 732 nucleotides. RefSeq lists its product as hypothetical. NCBI's taxonomy places the organism in Eukaryota, Fungi, Ascomycota, Eurotiomycetes, Chaetothyriales, Herpotrichiellaceae. The transcript has 3 exons. Bases 1 to 732 code for a protein of 243 amino acids. The record is from RefSeq and is a predicted model, not a curated record.